AUGAGUUUUGAAAACAUCCCAGAACAUGAAAGUUUUGACAUCGACAGCCCCUGGGACGCAGACACUAUUCUGGGCCAAACUCAAUCAGAGGGAGACAGAACUGGAAACAUGCAACGGAGCCCUGUGCACAACCCACAAGAAGACUUCAACUACCGUUUUGAAGGUCACAAGGCUGCAGAACGGCGUUGGGUGGCUACAUGA
Molecule: messenger RNA, 201 nt
Organism: Metarhizium album ARSEF 1941
Lineage: Eukaryota; Fungi; Ascomycota; Sordariomycetes; Hypocreales; Clavicipitaceae
Product: mating-type A-1 protein
Exons: 2
Coding region: 1-201 (66 amino acids)
Source: RefSeq, a predicted model, not a curated record